This is a messenger RNA of Triticum dicoccoides, 2079 nucleotides long. Its product is annotated as U11/U12 small nuclear ribonucleoprotein 59 kDa protein-like. NCBI's taxonomy places the organism in Eukaryota, Viridiplantae, Streptophyta, Magnoliopsida, Poales, Poaceae. The record is from RefSeq and is a predicted model, not a curated record. The transcript is spliced from 9 exons. Bases 335 to 1666 code for a protein of 443 amino acids. Gene Ontology annotation, cellular component: U12-type spliceosomal complex.
UCUUCUCAAAAAAAAAAAAGUCUAUGAUCUGAAGAAAAAAGCCCAGCCACGCUCCUCCCCUCUCCGCCGGAGCCGCCGCCUUGCCUUGCCUCGCCCCGCCGGACUCGAUCUCUUCCUCCCUUUCCCUUCACCACGUGUCCACGCCCCUAGUGCAUUCUCCGGAGUCCAGCCUACUGUCUCCACUUAAUUUCACGCGAGGUGACGGAGUCGGGGCGCCAACAAGACCUAGGAGCGACCCGCCGCCGGCGACAAGUCCGAAUACCUUCUGCGACUGAUCCGCAGACGGCGAAGACGACAUCCAUCUCUCAGGGCUACCCCGCCGCAGCAGGACGUCAUGUUCCCACAGCCGAAUGCCUUUGGACCACUGCGGCCUCCUCAGCCUCCGCCAUGGCAGUGGCAGUGGCAGCAGCAGCAGCACCACCACCACCACCACCCGCACCAGCAGCUCCCUUUCCAGCCUGAGGCGGCGGCACUGGCGGCGGCCAGUUCCUUUUGGCAGCGUGACAAUGUGCGGGAGCAUUUGAAGAAGCUGCAAGAGACCGUCGCGAUUUCAAGCGCUCUGAUAAACGAGCUAGAGGAGAUUGCACUUGUGAGGAAUUCAUCGGAUGCUAGUGCACAAGAACCAGAUUCGUCUGCAGUAGCAUCGUCUUCAGGGUCUGGCGUCUCUUCUCCAGGCAGGCCUUGCCAUUUUUCAGAGCUUGCAAGUGAAAUCAAGAUUAGCCAAGACACUCAUGAAUCUCUGGCGACAGAUGCGGCCAAUUAUCUCUGUUCUCAACUUCAGCACCUCCUGGCACCUAUUUCUUCCGCUAUUAACCAAGACGGUCCCUGGGCAGAAAAAUCGGCAAUGGUUUCGUUAGCUCAGAAGCUGCAGAAGUCCAAGAGAAAUAAGCGAUGGAGGAAGAGGAAGAGAAAGCAUGUAGCAGAGCUUUUCCAGAAGGAAAGUGCAGAAUUUGACAGAGUUGAUCAGGAAGCUGAUGAAUGGAGGGCUAGGCAAAUAGCUAAUGACAUUGCAAAACGCAAGGUGGAAAGCAUGAAGCAGAUUGCCAAGAAGAAAGCAAAUGAGGAAAGAAAACGUCUAGAAUCUGAGCUCGAGCUUGCACUAAUGGUCGAGAAACUACAGGAGCUCCGCUCUGUAAGGGUUGAAAAACUGAAGAAACAAGGUCAUUUUCUGCCAGAAGAGGAUGAUAAAUAUCUUGAGCGUGUCAAGGCUGCAGUUGAGGAAGAGGAGCGCCAAGCUGCAACUGCUGCCCGAACUGAUGCUGCGAAGGAUGCUAUUCUCACCGCUGAGGAAUCAAGGAAGGCUGCCCAUAAUACAACUGCUCAAGAAGAUGGCCUUGGACAACCUAAAAGUGGGUCGGCGCCAGAGCAGAACCAAGGAGAUGCAAGCAUAAGUGAGAGAAGUGAUCAUGCAAGUCAAAAGACAGAACAUGAUGAUCAAAAGGUCGAGAUAAAAGGUCCUGCGCAUUCCGAAUCUCUGACCAAUCUGCCUUUUGAGUUCUACCACUAUUAUCAUGGAAGUAGCUAUGACCUGGGGACACUCAUUGAGGUACGCAGAAUGUGGGAUUCUUUUAUCAGACCUGGAGGAAGCCGUAUACCUGGCCACUGGGUUCAGCCACCCCCUCCAGCUAAUGAUGUAUGGGCAUCAUAUUUGGUGCAGCCCAAGUAAGUGCUAUUGGGUUCUGACAAUGGUUCUUCUGCCCAUCCAUUAGAAGCUUUGAAGGUACUUGGGUUACUUCAAUUUCUUUAUGUCAACUAGUGAUGUGAAAAGAUUAUACCGGAUACAGUGAUUACAUUGUCAGACAAAAAUUAUCUCAGUGAUUGCUCAUUGCUGGUCUGUAGACCUUCUUUGAUGAAUGCUCGAUUGUCCUGUGGCUUUGGCAUGGACUAUCGAGUUUAAGUUGCUGUCAACUGUGAAGUUCUUUUGACACUUGAUAUCCUUAAGAUCUGUACCCACCUUGUCAGUUUCUCUGGGGAUUUGUAAUUUCGAGUCCACCAGGUGCUCCAUCUGUGUUGUCUGUACUUGAUGCAUGAAAAGUGGAGUUUUGGAUUGGGGAAAGAGCUGUAUCUCUUAAAUGAUUA